Oncorhynchus gorbuscha (pink salmon) is the source of this 4055-nucleotide messenger RNA. Its product is annotated as retinol dehydrogenase 12-like. The transcript is spliced from 7 exons. The record is from RefSeq and is a predicted model, not a curated record. NCBI's taxonomy places the organism in Eukaryota, Metazoa, Chordata, Actinopteri, Salmoniformes, Salmonidae. Bases 131 to 1093 code for a protein of 320 amino acids.
ACAACCCCAUCCACCUACAUACACUUCACCAUAAAGUUUGACAUCUCAGAUCAGCUGUGUGGUCGCCGGAGCACAGAACCAUGAUGGAACAGCAGUGAGGAAAAAACCAACGAGAGAGUGGAUCCGUGUCAUGAUGGUGCUCGUCCUGAUUGUCGCAGGUCUUGUGGUUGUCGCGCUGCUCGUGGUUUUAUUCGCACCCUACAUUAGGAAAUACUCUGCAGGUAGAACAUGCAUGUCCAUGGCCCGGUUGGACGGGAAGACGGUCCUGAUUACUGGAGCCAACACUGGUAUUGGGAAGGAGACUGCCCUGGACCUGGCUAUCAGAGGUGCGAGGGUGAUCAUGGCUUGCAGAGAUGUGGAGAAGGGUGAGGAGGCCGCAGCAUCGAUACGACGCAUCUACUGCAAGGCAAACGUAGAGGUCCGAGAGCUAGACCUGGCUGAUACCAGCUCCAUACGGGCCUUCGUGCAACGCUUACUCAGAGAGGUCGCCCACCUCCACAUCCUGAUCAACAAUGCUGGGGUCAUGAUGUGUCCUUACGUGAAGACCAACGACGGCUUCGAGAUGCAGCUGGGGGUCAACCACCUGGGUCACUUCCUGUUGACGUACCUCCUGAUUGGUCUGCUGAAGCGUACUGCUCCGGCCCGUAUCGUCGUGGUUUCCUCUCUGGCUCAUAAUGUUGGCUGGAUCCGCUUCCAUGACCUCCUCAGCCAGGGCAGCUACAACAGCGGCCUCGCAUACUGCCAGAGCAAGCUGGCCAACGUCCUGUUUGCUAGGGAGCUGGCCCGCAGACUCAAAGGUUCCAGUGUGACUGUGAACUCUGUCCACCCUGGGUUGGUGCGCUCGGAGCUGGUACGCCACUCCACCAUCAUGUCUCUGCUGUUCUCUCUGUUCUCCUUGUUCCUGAAGAGCCCUCGGGACGGGGCCCAGACAUCCAUCUACUGCGCUGUGGCCGAGGAGCUGCACUCCCUCACCGGGAAACACUUCAGUGACUGCGCCCCAGCCUCCGUGGCCCCACAGGGGAGGAACGAGGAGACUGCCAGGAAGCUGUGGGACGCCAGCAGUGAGCUCCUGGGCAUCGUCUGGGACCACUGAUCUGAACCACCCUCUAUCAUCAAAACACUGUCCGCAACCCCAACGCCCUGUAAAGGCACUACUUUUGACCAGGGCCCACAACCUUGUUCCAAAUGGUUACAGCAAGAGUCGGCAGUAGGGCCCACAGGGCCGCGGUAGAAAGUGGUGCACUAUAAAGGGAACAGGGUGCACUAUAAAGGGAACAGGGUGCACUAUAAAGGGAACAGGGUGCACUAUAAAGGGAACAGGGUGCACUAUAAAGGGAACAGGGUGCACUAUAAAGGGAACAGGGUGCACUAUAAAGGGAACAGGGUGCACUAUAAAGGGAACAGGGUGCACUAUAAAGGGAACAGGGUGCCAUUGUGGAUGCAUCCCAUGUUCUCUAAGGAGUCUUUGUUUUCAAUCUGAGUACAUGUGAAGCUUUAUCAUUUCAUGACGUUACGUAAUCUCAAACUACAGUUUACCCACUUGAAUAAUAACCAUAGAGGUAUUCAGAUAGGCAGAUAGGACUCUCUUAUGGUAGUAACUGCAAGAUCAAAUACAGUAUUGUUCCGCCACAGGUCUAGCCAGGGUGUAACCAGGUCUAGCCAGGGUGUAUCCAGGUCUAGCCAGGGUGUAUCCAGGUCUAGCCAGGGUGUAUCCAGGUCUAGCCAGGGUGUAUCCAGGUCUAGCCAGGGUGUAUCCAGGUCUAGCCAGGGUGUAUCCAGGUCUAGCCAGGGUGUAUCCAGGUCUAGCCAGGGUGUAUCCAGGUCUAGCCAGGGUGUAUCCAGGUCUAGCCAGGGUGUAACCAGGUCUAGCCAGGGUGUAACCAGGUCUAGCCAGGGUGUAACCAGGUCUAGCCAGGGUGUAACCAGGGUGUAACCAGGGUGUAGCCAGGUCUAGCCAGGGUGUAGCCAGGUCUAGCCAGGGUGUAGCCAGGUCUAGCCAGGGUGUAACCAGGUCUAGCCAGGGUGUAACCAGGUCUAGCCAGGGUGUAACCAGGUCUAGCCAGGGUGUAACCAGGUCUAGCCAGGGUGUAACCAGGUCUAGCCAGGGUGUAACCACGUCUAGCCAGGGUGUAACCACGUCUAGCCAGGGUGUAUCCAGGUCUAGCCAGGGUGUAUCCAGGUCUAGCCAGGGUGUAUCCAGGUCUAGCCAGGGUGUAUCCAGGUCUAGCCAGGGUGUAUCCAGGUCUAGCCAGGGUGUAUCCAGGUCUAGCCAGGGUGUAUCCAGGUCUAGCCAGGGUGUAACCAGGUCUAGCCAGGGUGUAUCCAGGUCUAGCCAGGGUGUAACCAGGUCUAGCCAGGGUGUAACCAGGUCUAGCCAGGGUGUAACCAGGUCUAGCCAGGGUGUAACCAGGUCUAGCCAGGGUGUAACCAGGUCUAGCCAGGGUGUAACCAGGUCUAGCCAGGGUGUAACCAGGUCUAGCCAGGGUGUAACCAGGUCUAGCCAGGGUGUAACCAGGUCUAGCCAGGGUGUAUCCAGGGUGUAACCAGGGUGUAACCAGGUCUAGCCAGGGUGUAACCAGGUCUAGCCAGGGUGUAACCAGGUCUAGCCAGGGUGUAACCAGGUCUAGCCAGGGUGUAACCAGGUCUAGCCAGGGUGUAACCACGUCUAGCCAGGGUGUAACCACGUCUAGCCAGGGUGUAACCACGUCUAGCCAGGGUGUAACCACGUCUAGCCAGGGUGUAACCACGUCUAGCCAGGGUGUAACCACGUCUAGCCAGGGUGUAACCACGUCUAGCCAGGGUGUAACCACGUCUAGCCAGGGUGUAACCACGUCUAGCCAGGGUGUAACCACGUCUAGCCAGGGUGUAACCACGUCUAGCCAGGGUGUAACCACGUCUAGCCAGGGUGUAACCACGUCUAGCCAGGGUGUAACCACGUCUAGCCAGGGUGUAGCCAGGGUGUAGCCAGGGUGUAGCCAGGGUGUAACCAGGUCUAGCCAGGGUGUAGCCAGGGUGUAACCACGUCUAGCCAGGGUGUAACCACGUCUAGCCAGGGUGUAACCACGUCUAGCCAGGGUGUAACCACGUCUAGCCAGGGUGUAACCACGUCUAGCCAGGGUGUAACCAGGUCUAGCCAGGGUGUAACCAGGUCUAGCCAGGGUGUAGCCACGUCUAGCCAGGGUGUAACCAGGUCUAGCCAGGGUGUAACCAGGUCUAGCCAGGGUGUAACCAGGUCUAGCCAGGGUGUAACCAGGUCUAGCCAGGGUGUAACCAGGUCUAGCCAGGGUGUAACCAGGUCUAGCCAGGGUGUAACCAGGUCUAGCCAGGGUGUAACCAGGUCUAGCCAGGGUGUAACCAGGUCUAGCCAGGGUGUAACCAGGUCUAGCCAGGGUGUAACCAGGUCUAGCCAGGGUGUAACCAGGUCUAGCCAGGGUGUAACCAGGUCUAGCCAGGGUGUAACCAGGGUGUAACCAGGUCUAGCCAGGGUGUAACCAGGUCUAGCCAGGGUGUAACCAGGUCUAGCCAGGGUGUAACCAGGUCUAGCCAGGGUGUAACCAGGUCUAGCCAGGGUAUAUUAUAAACCAGCUGAUUCAGUUUGUUUUGUAUCAUAUUAUAAAUGGGGUUCCAAAAUUCCUGUAACUUUUCACAAAAUGCCCGUUUUCCGAAAUCCUAGUUGGAAGAUUGCUGGAAUUAAAGCAAAACAUCCAGGAUUGUGGGAAUUUGGAGAGUUACAGGAAUUUUACAAAUGAUCCUCCAUGUGGAUUCAGGUUAGUUUUGAACCUUUCCACUCAAGGUUAGAUUCUUCCCCCUCAGCAUUCUUACAAGAGAUGUCUUUUAUACAAAUGUGAAACAUGCCUUUUUUAGUACAUUUUAGGGUUGCAAUAUUUUUUUUAAUAACAAAUCAGGAAAUCCUGAAUCCUCUCCAACCAGUAUUUCUGGAGGGAAAAAAAAAAAAAAAAAAAACAGGGCUUUCUGGGAAAAUGUGACACCCAAACUACAUAGCAGUCAUGUCAGGAGUUUAAUGUUCACAUCUGUAAAUAAAAUAUUACUAGCUA